Malus domestica (apple) is the source of this 5273-nucleotide messenger RNA. RefSeq lists its product as uncharacterized. NCBI's taxonomy places the organism in Eukaryota, Viridiplantae, Streptophyta, Magnoliopsida, Rosales, Rosaceae. The record is from RefSeq and is a predicted model, not a curated record. Gene Ontology annotation, molecular function: phosphoric diester hydrolase activity. Gene Ontology annotation, biological process: lipid metabolic process.
UUCGAAUUUGUGCCUAUCUUUCAACACCUAAAAAACCUUGUCUUCAAAUCCCAUGUCUUAUUACGGAAAAAGCCCAACCAGCUCCUUCUUAGAAGGGUUUUCUCUAAGUCCUCUGCCCUACCCAGUUCUCCUAAUCUUAGCAGUACUCUCCAUCUUCUUAGGCAUCUCAUGGUACUCCUCCAUUGAGUCAGCUGUGGAAGAAGUUGGAGUGCAAUUCAAUUGGGUGUUUUUGCUCACACCAGUAGUUCUCAUCCUCAUUGUGAAGGUGCUCUCAUAUAUGGAUCCUGAUUGGCUCUUCUCCAUGUCGCUGUGGGAACAACGCCGGAGGACUCACCAUCUACCUUCAGAAGGAAGCUCACCUUGGGGUGUUGCUGCUUUCAUUGUGGUCUUACUUGUUUUGCUGAAUUACCAGUCAGUUUUUCGUGAUAGCUGGCUCUUUUAGUAUGUGUAUGUAAUAGUACUGUUUUCUUAUGCUCUAAGUUCUACGUUUUGUAUGUGUAUAUUGGAGUUGUACAUGGUGAAACUAUAUCUUCUACUACAAAUUUCUGCACUGCUUUUGACUUUCAUAUUAAUCAUGAUACACACUUUACAGAAGAAAGAGAUGCAUAUUUUAUGUUGUCUGAUUGUGAAUUUAGAUCACACAUUCAAGAAAAAAUGAACAUGGUUAGUGAUUUAAAAUAUAAGUAUCAUAUGUUGUCAAACAGUCUGUCAAUAAAACGUUUCCCUUUAAUUAUUCCUUUCAUAUACAAUAUGAUCAUCUUGGUUUUUGGAUCAUUCUAUAUGAUGUUUCUUUAAUUGUUUCAUUAGCCGAAUUUGAUUUCUUGGAAGAAAUAAUUAAUUGUUACAAAUUAUAGACAAACUUGGUUCUGAAGCUAGGGUGGUUGUAGUUUGUAAGUGAUCAUAUAAAUUGAAAUUGAAAUUGAAAUAUAUAAGUAGGUAACAUAUUUGAGUACGCAAAAAAUUACCCCACAUCGGAAAACGAGUUGUCAAGAAUUCGGCAAUUUUCUGAUCGCGUUGCUAAUUAUUUUGGAGUGAAACCUUCGUGAUGAAAUUAAGGGUUUGUUAAGUUUUACAAAUAUUUAUAAUGUUGUCCAGGCCUCGCGAGUGCAAUGAAAUGACUCAUUUUCUUGAUCAGUUUGCUGUUAAUGAAAAAGUUUGCUCAAUUAGUUAGACUGGUUCAGAAUGGCUCAUGAAUCGUAUUAAAAAUGAGGAUGUUACUUCUUGUUACAAUCAAAGUGCGACUAUAAUAUUUUUUCCUUGUAGAUUAUUUUUUUGUCAUGAAGUAGGUAAACAUGAAUGAGUCUGAUAAAAAACAUUAGAUAAGUAAAUCUUCCUGUCCUUGAAAGUUUAAUGCAAUAAUUAUAUGAUUUACUUUUAGCGACAUUUACCGGGAACUCGAUUUUGAUCUCUACUUUGCUCUUUAUAACUUAAAAAUCAUCAUAAUUGGAUCAACUUUGCCAUCCAGAACUCGAUUUUAACCCUACUUUGCCCUCUGAAACUUGAAAGUCAUAUUUAUAAAACUUAAAAUUUGCUAUAUAUUGCCUUAAAUAUGUUAAUUUCUUAUGUAGAUUUGAUUUGGAUGCACCAGACUAAUCAAUUUAUUUUCAAUUUUUUUUAUCUCUUAAAUUCUUUUAAACUUAAUAUAUCUGAUUGUUAAAUGUUAACACAUAAUGAAGUUUUAUAACCAAAUUUAUUGCACAUGUGGCAUAGUUUUAUUGGGUGUAGGAUCUCACAUAUAUUUCUAGAGACGAUCUUUAAGUUUUAGGAAGAAGUAAGUUCACAAAUUAAAAUGAAACAAAUUUUGAAUUUUAAAAAAUAAAAUGUUGACUUUUGAGUUAUAUGAAAUAAAAUGACAUCAAAAUAAAGGUCAUAAGACGUAGAUAAAAACAAGCCUAAUUAUAUUUAGAAAGUUGGAGCCACCCAGCCAAAAGACCAGGAAUUGAGCUUCGUAAUCCGGGAAUUUACUGUUUCCAAAUGUCCUUUCCUUUUCUUUUCAGCUGUUUGUUUAAGUCGGCCUUCUUUCACAUCUGUAAUCGAACUUAGAAAAUAAUUUCUCUCCCUGAUUCAAUUAUAUUAUAAUCCAGACCUACGCUACCCACACCUGAGUCUUUGUGGUCCACUGUCCUGAUCAAACCGACCUCAGAGCAACUAUUUUAGAUCCAAAUCUUUUUAUUAGUAUCCAAAUACAACUAUCUUUUAUUGUAGUGGUAAUUAUCUCUACUUGGUUGGACGAUAUGUAUUUGUAAUAAAUUUAAUAUUAAAUUGUGGCUAUCUUAUGUUAUUAGCGUGACUUUAUUAUGAAAUAUGAAUGUAUUAUCGUUAUGAAAAUAUCUUAUUUUUACUUUUUGAGAAAAUGGAAGGCAAUGAACAAAUGGCCGAAUUCCGUAUGAAAUGAGCAGGCAAACACCAUGUCGACUUUGUCAUGGUUGAAGCAGGCCAAAUGGAACAAUGGGUGUCAUGGAUAAACCAUUAGUCAUAACAAUGGAAGAAGAUAUUCGUCAUCAUGACUAUCUUAGGAGAGCUCUUUUACUGUGUGGGGAUCGCAUUCGCAUGGAAUUGGAUGACACCAAACACAAUGAUGUAUUUGUGAGAGGUGAGGGCAUUCCUACGCAAAUUUCUUUUUAAUAAUGUGAGCAAAUAUUUGUGAGUUUUGAGCUCCUUUAAGUCUGACAUCGAGGAACUCAAGGGAAUUUGAAGUCCUUAUAUUACUUUAGUCUCUUUUAUUAGUGAUUAGAUGUUGGACCAUUUGGAAUGAGAUUUGAGAUUUGAGCCACUAAUUGUGUGGAUUAAGCUUGAUAAUUAUACCAUAAUAUUAAUAUUAAUUAAUCAAGGCACUUGGGGCCUAAGAAUUAAAAUUAAUCUGAUCAAUUAGUUAUAAUUUCAAAUUAAGUUUUUAAUUACAAUUAAUUAAAAACAUUUUGAUUAAUAGACACAACUCUUUGGAAAGAGUUGUAUAGCUUCAGAUACAUCCAAAAGGUAUUUGAAGAGGUAUGAAAUAGCCUAUAUAACUAGAGUCAUCAGUUCCAUCGAAAAUCAUCUUUUCUUCUUCCUUCUCAUCCGUACAAACAUUAAAGAGAGUAAACACACAAAGCAAUUCAUUAGAAUUCUAUAAUCCAGUGCGGGUUGUAGAAUUAGGUAGUUGUAUCCUGAUCGAGCAGACAUUGUAGAACCACAAACACAAGAGUGUGACAGAAAUACUGUUUGAAGGACAUAGCUUUUGCGCUAGCCUCUACCUGUUGUAAUCAAGUUAGUACCAUUUUAAUUCUUGUAUUUGUUUUUGUAAUUUCAUUCUGUAUGGCAAAUAUUUUUAGUUAAUAAAGUAUUAGAAUUUCAAAUUUUGUUAUUUUUAUUUAUUUCUGAAUUGUUCUCCAAAAAUAUUGAUUAGAGUUGUCUAAUUAGAUUAACUCUUACAUUAAAUAGGGAUCGCAAGAGAUUGAAUAAGACCGGAUACAAUAAGGUAUCGUACUCUUGUAAUAGGUGUUGCAGGAAUGAUGCGGUAAUUAAGGGCAUCAGUGCACAAGUUCGCUUUCUAACUUUGGAAAUAUUAAGGAAAUUAGAUGAAAAACCAACUCAUAUAACUGUGGAGAGCCAAACAAGUGGACCAAUCAAAGGAAAAAAAACACAAACGAAUACAAGCGGGUCAACACAAGAGAAGCAUCGAUUAUAACUCUCCACCAAUAACUCAAUCAAAUGGAAGACUUACCAAGACCAAUAAAAAAGCAACAACACAUUUGAAGAUAAAAACAUAUAACAAGAUUUCUGCAGAACAGAAACAUAAUCAGUUUUUACAACAAAUCAAUAAAUUUAUAUACUCUCACCCUAAAAAAAAUCUAUUCUCUCUAAACGUUACAAUGCUUCCUUUUAUAUCCCAUAAUCAUAAUAUUUCUCUGCUCAGCUUAAUCCAUUUUCAUCCUCAGAACAAGAAGAAGAGGAAGAGAUAAACCUAACUCUUCUUCUUCUUCUUCUUCUUCUUUAAUUCUUAUUAACAAUGGGUUCCUGCUUCCCUAAACAGCUCGAACGCCGGAAGGCGAUCUCAACGGAGCGGAAAGUGCUACGUGAUCUCCACCAAAGCGUUGGUGAGGACUUCCCAGCAUGUGCCUACAGGCCUCCAGACAGGAAAAAUUGGAUAGCGGGGAUCAACCCGGAAAAAGUUCACGUAAACAAAAUUGUAUGGCCAGGAACUCACGACUCUGCAACCAACAAGAUUGGAAUUCCAUGCAUCACUAGGCCUUUUGGACAAUGCCAAACAAUGUCUAUAUACAAACAGCUUGUCACAGGCACUAGAGUCCUUGACAUUCGGGUUCAGAAAGAUUGUCAUGUGUGCCACGGAAUUCUCGUCACAUACCACAUUGAUGUCGUGAUAAAGGACAUUAAAAAAUUUCUGUCAGAAACAGAGUCUGAGAUCAUACUUCUCGAAAUCAGGACGGAAUAUGGGCACCAGGACCCUCCUGAUUUCGAUAAGUAUUUGGUAGAACAGCUCGGAGAGGUUCUAAUCAACCAGAACGACAAUGUGUUCAACAAGACUAUUUCAGAGCUGUUACCGAAGCGAAUAAUAUGUGUGUGGAAGCCAAGGAAUUCACCUCCCCCUAAGGCAGGGGGGCCUCUGUGGAAUUCUAUCUACCUGAAGGAUGAUUGGAUUGAUACGGAUUUGCCAUCAACAAAAUUUGAGAACAAUUUGAAGUGUUUGAGUGAACAACCUCCAAUUUCAUCAAGGAAAUUUUUUUACAGGGUGGAGAACACAGUGACACCUCAGGCUGAUAACCUUGUGGUAUGUGUUAGGCCUGUGACCAGGCGGAUUCAUGAGUUUGCACGGUUGUUUAUAACGGAGUGCUUCUCUAGAGGUAUUGCAGAUAGGUUGCAAAUCUUCUCUACUGAUUUUAUAGAUGAGGAUUUUGUUGAUGCAUGUGUUGCUGUUACAUACUCAAGAAUUGAUCAUGGGAAAGCCUGAGUUUUUCAUGUUAACUUGCGGCAUAUAUACGGUAAAACAAAGUAUAUAGAGAUUGGGUAUAUCUGUGGUAUGUGGUAUGUUGAAGAAUGUUAAAGUCCCACCUUGAAACCUGAACAAAUUGGAUAGCACUUAUAUUGAGUGGUUCUACUGCUAAUUCCAUCAAGGUCUUUUGAUAAAACUCCACAACUUUUAGAACGAGUUACAUUUAAUAUCAGUGUAAAUUUUUCCACCAUGAGAGAUUUUUCCAGUGUGAGUUAAACCCUUGUAAUUAUAAUUACUAGCUACUUUUUGUAUCAAUGAUCCAUGAAAUUUGGCCUCUUAUUUA